This is a messenger RNA of Kuraishia capsulata CBS 1993, 1764 nucleotides long. RefSeq lists its product as uncharacterized. The transcript has a single exon. Lineage: Eukaryota; Fungi; Ascomycota; Pichiomycetes; Pichiales; Pichiaceae. The record is from RefSeq and is a predicted model, not a curated record. Gene Ontology annotation, molecular function: transmembrane transporter activity. Gene Ontology annotation, cellular component: membrane. Bases 1 to 1764 code for a protein of 587 amino acids. Gene Ontology annotation, biological process: transmembrane transport.
AUGAGUGACAACGAUAAUAAGAAAAUCUCCUUGGAUAUCAAAGAUGUGAGUGUGGUCGCUGAGGAGACAGUCUCUCACACAGACAGUCAAGGGCAGGAGAUAGAAGAUGGAUAUAUUUUUUAUCGCCCUAAGGAUAUCGAAGAGCUGGCUGAACCAGUUCAGUUUGACGAUAGCUGGUCUCUUAAGUUCAAGUCCCUCUUCAAAAAAAAAUCAAACAACGAUGACAAAAUUGCUACUAGAAGAUCGUACUUUGAAGACCCUGACUGGGAAGUUGUCAAACAGUACUAUCCUAAGGAGCAUUAUGAAAACUAUAAAUCUUUUGAUCCCUACCUCAGAUGGAGUUUCAAGGAGGAUAGAGCACUCACUAAAAAGAUUGAUUUCAGAAUUUUCACUAUGCUUGGUGCCUUGUUUUUUGCGUUGAACCUUGACAGAGGAAAUUUAAGUUCGGCAGUUGCAGGCGGACUGUUGGAGGACAUUGGUCUUUCAACAGACGACUACAAUAACGGAAAUACGUUGAGAUCGGUGGGGUUCAUCAUCUCCGAGAUUCCUUCGCAAAUGAUUGGCAAAAGGUUUGGACCUGAUUGGUGGAUUCCUAUUCAAGUGGUCAUAUGGAGUCUUAUCGCCUUAUUCCAGUUUUUCAUGAAUGGAACUAAGUCGUACUUGGCUUUGCGUUUUUUGCUUGGUGUUGCUCAAGGAGGGUUCAUUGCUGAUUCUGUUCAGUAUAUGUCCUAUUUCUACACAAGACAGGAAAUGGGUUUCCGUUUGUCGCUUUUCUGGGUUGUUGACUACUUCUCGGGUAUCAUCAGCAAUCUUCUCGCCAUUGCCUUUUUGAAAGUAGGUUUACAUGGCAAAGAAGGAUGGAGAUGGUUGUUUUUGUUUGACGGCUUGAUCACACUGGCGAUUGGAAUAGCCGCCUUUUUUUUCAUGGUCCCUGGCCCCACACAAACAAAGACUAAAUUCAAUCCAAACGGAAUUUUCACUGAGCGAGAAGAGAAAAUCAUCACGAACAGGCUUCUUCGUGAUGACCCCUCAAAAUCAGAUAUGCACAACAGGGAAGGUAUCACUGUUAAACAGUUCUUCAAAACUCUCAGCGACUUUGACCUUUGGCCUGUUCUUAUCCUCUCCUUUGUUUUUGAGAUUCCUCAAAAUCCCAUCAAAAGGUAUCUGAACAUCAACUUGAAGAAGCUAAAUUUCUCUAGAAACACCAUCAUCUACCUGAACAUUCCGAUAGAGGCUAUGUGCAGUAUCACCCUCGUUGGUAUUACACUGCUAUCUGAAGCAGUGAAUGAGAGAUCGUUAGUCUGUAUCAUACCACAGUUGUGGAUUCUCAUCGUUGUUGUUGUCGAGUACGUUCAUGCGUCUACGUUGAAGCCCUGGGCACAGUAUGCGAUCAUGUUUUUUGCUAUUGGAAACCCAUCAGCUCAAGCAAUCAUAGUAUCAUGGUGUUCUAGGGUGUCUUAUUCCGUUAGAGCAAGGGCAAUAUCUGCUCCAAUGUCGAACAUCGCUGUCCAGCUUGCUGGUAUUGCUGGGGGUUACAUCUACCGCAGUGAUGAUGCUCCACUUUAUCACAGAGGAAAUCGUGUUAUCAUUGGUCUGUGUGUCAUGAAUAUUGGUUUGUUCCUUUUUGCCAAAGCCUACUACAUUUGGAGAAACAAGACAAAGGAGGAGAAAUGGAGCAAAUUGUCCGAUGAACAGAAGGAAGAAUACAUAUCCACUCACAGACACGAUGGUAACAAGAGAUUGGACUACUUGUUCGAACAUUGA